AUGCACUUCACCUUCCAAUGUUCUAAUUUAACUCCGCGACAAUUUGGAUUUCAUAAUACUGAUUUGAUCACCAGAAAAAGGAGGUACCCUUUUCUGAGCCAAGAGAAAAAUAUAUUUAGCCUUUUCAAGUUUGUCAAGUUUUCCAUCCUUCCUCAGGCCUUCAAGCAGCUUAUAGAUGCUAUCCACACUGGGAUACCAAUUCUUUUGCAUGCUUUCUUUACAAAAAGUUGCAGGCGUUUUGAAUUUGUUUUCUUGUUUGUGUUGACAAGCUGCAGCCUGCAUUCAAGUGAGUUGCUAUUGUGGGCUCUAUCAGAUGAGAUGGUAUCUCUUCCGGCCAAGAGUAAUGGGUAUAUUCGAGUGGAUUGCUAUGGAGGACUCAAUCAGAUGAGGAGGGAUUUGUGUGAUGGUGUUGGAGUUGCUCGCUUGCUGAAUGCUACUCUUGUUUUGCCCAAAUUUGAAGUAGCUGCAUAUUGGAAUGAAUCCAGGUAUCCACUGUAUGCCAAAACUGCAUUCUGCCACAUAUGUUAUAAUGCUCUGCGCUUAACCAGCACGUUGGAGAAGAAAGCGUCUGAGCUUCUAGAAGCUAUACCUAAGUCCUUCCUUUCACUUCACCUUCGGUUUGAACCCGACAUGGUAGCUUACAGUCAAUGUGAGUACUCUAAUCUUUCUCCUGCUUCUAUGCAAGCCAUAGAUGCAGCAUGA
Molecule: messenger RNA, 702 nt
Organism: Fraxinus pennsylvanica
Lineage: Eukaryota; Viridiplantae; Streptophyta; Magnoliopsida; Lamiales; Oleaceae
Source: the annotation of a GenBank genome assembly